Vigna umbellata (rice bean) is the source of this 1663-nucleotide messenger RNA. RefSeq lists its product as uncharacterized. Lineage: Eukaryota; Viridiplantae; Streptophyta; Magnoliopsida; Fabales; Fabaceae. The record is from RefSeq and is a predicted model, not a curated record. Gene Ontology annotation, biological process: endoplasmic reticulum tubular network organization. Gene Ontology annotation, cellular component: endoplasmic reticulum tubular network.
UGGCAUCGCGUGCACCAGCAGUUAUCGAUAAACCAAAACCCCAAAAAUUUGAAUAACCCUCUCUGCCUUCUCCUUCUUCUUCCUCUCCCCCACUUCAUAAGUCCACCCUCACCCUCUUACGCGCGCAAGAUCUCAAGCGCCGAACAUUCUAGAACCCUUUCAGAUCGAACACCGUCUUCCAUCUUCAUUCUCUUCUGUUCUUCUGGUAACUGAUUCGAACGGAGCGCUGAGAGUGAUGGGGGAUGAGAAAGCUGAGAAGAAAGAAAGUAGUGCGGUGAAGGAGAAUAUCGAGAACAAUGGGGAGAAGACGAAGGAAGAGAAGAAGACAAAGAAGAAGGGGUUUAUUUCGCGAAUAUGGAACGCGAUAUUCAGGUCCAACAACGACGAUUUCGAGAAGAGGCUUCAGUAUAUCACCAAAGAAGAAAACGCCGUCGUUGUGAGAUUGAGCAACAGAUCUCGCUCUUGGAGGCGAACCUCUCGCCAGCUUAUUUUAUUUUCCGUUCUGUUCGAGGUCAUUGCUGUAGGUUAUGCUAUUAUGACGACAAGAUCAAUGGAUAUGAAUUGGAAAAUGCGGGCAAUUCGAGUGUUGCCAAUGUUUCUUUUGCCUGCCUUAUCAACUGCUACAUAUUCAACAUUUGUCAGCUUCACAAGGAUGUGUGAUCGCAAGGACCAGAAAAUUCUUGAAAGGCUUAGAGCUGAAAGGAAAGCGAAAAUUGAUGAGCUCAAAGAGAAGACAAACUAUUACAUUACUCAGCAACUCAUUCAGAGAUAUGACACGGAUCCAACAGCAAAAGCAGCAGCUGCAACUGUUUUAGCAUCUAAGUUGGGUUCAGAUUCUGGUUUGAACGUGUAUGUGGAAGAUGAAUCUUCUGCUGCUCCUACUGGGAAGACCAAGGAUGUUGAAGUUGUGCAGUCAAGUGGUCUUCGAAAUCGCAAGCAAGUGAACUCUAGAUCCAUUAGUCCGGGGACAAAGACAACAAAUUAUUCUGAUGAACAAUUAGUUGGUUCUGGGAAAAUUAAUCAAACUCAAACUCCUGAGCAUAAUGAGCUUGUAGUUGUUGAACAUCAUCCUCAAAGUUCAGCAAUGAAUGAUGGAGGAUGGAUUGCUCGAAUUGCAGCAUUGCUUGUGGGUGAGGAUCCAACCCAGUCUUAUGCACUCAUAUGUGGUAAUUGCCAUAUGCAUAAUGGCCUUUCUCGGAAGGAGGAUUUCCCAUUCAUUACUUAUUACUGCCCACACUGUCACGCCUUGAACAAACCAAAGCAUUCGGAUGAGCAUAUAUCUCUACCAAACACCGAUUCUCCAAAAGCAGAUGAUGGCAAAGAACUCCAAAAAGCUGGUGCUUCUGACAGCUUAAUCGCAAGCGAUAAUCCUGUAAAAGCGACCCCUGAGAUUGAGGAAGUGGCUGACCGGGCUAUUUCAGGUGAUGAAAGCUAGUUAAAUGAGAAGCCUCUUUUUGGGAAUGGACUAUUUGAAUGACAUGUCUUGCCCUUUGUUUCGUGUCAAGGUCCAACUAUUAAGGUAAACAACUUUGCAGUCUGUUUCCUUGUUGAUGUUGUAACAGGAAGAGUUUUUUUGAUAUGUUACUUUGAAACAUGCAAUUUAUAAAUUAUAAUACAUAAAGUACAUGGCUUUUUGUCAAUUAAGGAAAUUUUAGAAUUUUGA